Pungitius pungitius (ninespine stickleback) is the source of this 2641-nucleotide messenger RNA. RefSeq names its product monocarboxylate transporter 13-like. The record is from RefSeq and is a predicted model, not a curated record. NCBI's taxonomy places the organism in Eukaryota, Metazoa, Chordata, Actinopteri, Perciformes, Gasterosteidae. Gene Ontology annotation, molecular function: monocarboxylic acid transmembrane transporter activity. Gene Ontology annotation, cellular component: plasma membrane. The coding region runs from base 2039 to 2629 and encodes 196 amino acids. The transcript has 3 exons. Gene Ontology annotation, biological process: monocarboxylic acid transport; transmembrane transport.
GGGGGCCUGGAUCGAAUGGAUAAGUAGAGUCCAAGACUUUGUGGAGACUCGGAAGAUGAUUGCCGGGCUUAAAGCCAGAGAUGCUUGUGUGAAACAAAGUAUCUGUGUGUGUCUGUGUAUCUGUACAAUUGUCUGCGUGUGUGUGUGUGUGUGUGUUGUGCUCUUUACAAACAGCUAGCCGGGCUAGCUCUCGCCAUCUUACUUUCCCCUCUCCUGAGGAUAAGUUGUCUAAUAGAGCUGUGUUUUCUGUGUGCGUGUGUGUAUACACCCACAGUGUAAUAGUGUAAAUAUGUCCAGAAAGAUUUUAUAAUUUUAUAAAAUAAAAGUAUAGUAAAGUACUAUAUUUGAACUACGAGCAACAUGUCAGUCUAAAUGAAGAAUAUACAGAGGUGAGUUAAAAAUCUGUAUCUGUUUUUUUUUUUUUUUUUUUUUGUGAGAGGUGGUGUGAAAAUUAAAUACCAGUUUAAGAAAAAUCGUGUAUUCCGUUGCUUUGGAAGUCCGGUACGAAUGAAAUGUGCUUUACAGACAACACAUUUGUAUUCUGCGACACCAAAGCCAGCGGAGACGCUCAACGUAUUGUUUUGACAUGGAAACGUAAGGGGCAAUGACACGAAAGAUCACGAUGUAAUGAAUUUGCCUUAAUUAGAAGGCUAGUAUCUCAACGCGUUUUAAAAUCCGAAGCAUGUCGGACUGAUGCGUCUUGCGAAUAAAGCGCAGACAAAGGAGGAGGCUGGGUUUUUAAAAAGAGCAGGUUGAUCAUAGAAAAAAACUGAACUAAGCAGCUCCAGUUUAUUUCAGCAUUAAGAAUUGUGUUCAGAAGGUUGACGUACUUCUUCUAAGCAAGUACACACUUAAGCAUUUGAUUAAUUGCAUGUGUGUAACUUAAGUUGUUGUCCACAUAGCUCUGCAGGAGGCAACAUUUAAACUCUGCGUAUUAUGUAACUGCAGUAAUGGAGACCAAGGGGUUUCCACCAAAUGGCUUAAUGCCGCUUCUUGCAAUCUAUUUAAAGGUACGUUACAAUCCCUCCACACAGAGCAGAAUACAAAUGUUCAUUUACUAAGUCAAAAUCAUGAGUUAAUCAGUUGUUAUUCACUUCAUUUAAGAAACAUCGAAAUUGUUAUAUGAUUUGUUUUGACUUACACUUUCUCUGAUGUGUCUUUGUUGUGGUGGUAAAAUGGUCUUUCUCAGAUUAAAUCUAUAAAGUAUAAAAAAGCACAGUGCGAUCCACAAGAGGAAUUCUAAAAUAUGAAUUCGCUCACUGUCCCUUGUGCAAAACUGUAAAGCAGGCGUCGUUUUAUUGUUUUAAAUCGCACUAAUUGAUGCUUCGUCUUAAAAGCCGGAUGUCGCGCACCCUGCUGCGCAUGCGCGGCCGCCUCAUCCACACGAGACGACGUUACAAGGUGCGCGCGGCCGUCUCACACAGUCACACCGGGCGCGUGAGUCGGGUUUUUGUUUUUUUGUGGGCGACCGGGAACAAAAAGUGAAAUUAAUACCUCACGCAUUCGAGCGAACGGACCCCUUGUUUCUGCGGCGGUUGUUUUCGUGUUUUCUUUUUUAAAUUCCCUUAAAAGUUCCGCUUAGGCGCGCGCACUGCGAAAUCUUAAAAUGAGAGGCGCAACUCGGCCGAAGUGCUGAAGGGAAACGGCAGCAUCAUGUGUCGGUGCCAGCAGGUGAGGGACCGAGGGAGCAAAAGCUUCAGAUUCGGAUCUAUUUAUUGUCUGUAUAGGUUCAGCUGUGCUGUUGUGUUGUGAUAGGCCGCUGCUUGUACUAUUUCAUUUAGGCUCAUUAAAAAUAACGUUGCAUAAUGGCAAUAGUUGACAGUAAACAACUGUUAACGACGGUGUUAUUAAAUACUUUUACGUGUUACAGACUACUUUUGUCACCACUGGUUAUUUUAAUACCACCAAAUGAUAAAUAGACCUUAAAUCCCUUUUUUUUUUCUUCUUUUUUUUUAAAUACCUGUGUGUGUAAUUUUCAAGAGCCCCGCUUAGUCCGUUUGUUGCACGGGACGGGGGGUGGAGGGGGGUGGGGUUGAAGAUGGCGUCCAGGGCACCUCCCGACGGGGGCUACGGCUGGGUGGUGGUCACGUCGGCCUUUUUCGUCAUGGGCCUCACCGCUGCCGUCCUUAAGAACUUCGGCCUCUUCUUCCUGGACAUCCAGAGCCACUUCGGGGUCCUGACCAGCACCACCUCGUGGGUCACCUCCACCACCAUCGUCACGUUUCACCUCGGCGCCCCGUUGGCCAGCGCGCUGACGAUGCAGUUCUCUCACAGGCUGGUCAUCGUGGUCGGAGGUCUGCUGUCGGCCUCCGGCCUGUUGCUGGCGUCUCUGGACCUCGGCCUGCCCUGGCUCUACCUCACCAUGGGCGUCCUGGAAGGAACUGGCAUCGCCUUCGCGUGGAUCCCCGCCAACAGCCUGGUGAGCCACUACUUCUCGCGGUGGCGCCCCAUCGCCUACGCCGUCGCCAGCUCCGGGGAGUGCGUCUUCGCCGUCGUGUUCGGCCCUCUGUUCCGCUGGCUCAUCGAGGCGUACGGCUGGCAGGGGGCCCUGCUGGUCAUCGGCGGCCUUCGUCUUGCGAAUAAAGCGCAGACAAAGGAGGAGGCUGGGUUUUUAAAAAGAGCAGGUUGAUCAUUGAAAAAA